UACAAAGUUUUACUUGCCCUGAAGUUCUUUUUUUUUUUUUUUUUUUUUUUUUUCUGGUAGCAUGGGAAUUGUUUUAUACGUUGCAGAAAUAAUCUUCUCCUUUCAGCCGUGCAGUAAGUAAAAGCUUUGAAGUGCACUUUGAAGUGAAGCGGAGUCGAAUGUCGAUCGUUCACUGUGUAACUGCUGUUGACUGUAGUUACAGUUCCAUGUGCCGCUUGUCAUUUCCUAUUCACCAGCGCGCGCGCUUCAUUAUGUUCGCGCGACUCAUGGUUGUCAAGGCGACGCAAAGCAUUCCAUUUAACAAAAGCCAACGUUACAAAGUUCUCCAAUGCACAUGCGAUCAAUUAAAACACAAAAGUAGCGCUGAGGAGAAAGGCUGGAAAUCUGCUUUCAGUUUUGCAUUUCUAGCUGACAAUGGAACGCACUGAAUUAACAUCACCUGAAAUAGAGAGAAUUGAUGAAGACGAGAAGGUUCUAAAAGAAUUGUCUUCAAACUCCACACAACUCACAGACCGUGAAUCUGAUGCUGACAAAAGUAAAGAUCCUUAUAUGGAGAUGCCAGAAUCCAGCCCUGAGGAUGAACAAACCAUAACAACAUUUUCAGCAGACUCCAGCUACAUUGUGACCUGUAGAGUCAGCAUCGCAUUAGCUUUCUUGAAAACAGAGCAUGAGGGGCAUCUCACCAAUUCUGAGAAAAGAAAAAAGGAGACAAAGAAAGACGCAUCGAGUGAGGUAGUGGAGGCCCCCAGAGCCGAGGGCUAUUAUUGCAUUGAGUACAACAUGCUGCCUGAUGACCCUGAACCAACCAGAGUGGAUCUAGUGAUGUUCGGCUUGGCUGCUAAACUCUACAUGGCGAAUGAGACUAAGGUGCUAAAGCCUUGGCGAGAAGGAAACAAGGUGUGGGUGAGUUGGUCCCAUACUUUAGAACUCAAUGUCACCAAAGAGCUCCUGAUUAAACUGGCCUCUCAUAAGAUCACUGGGAGAGUAUGGGACAGCAAAGACAAGGUGUCUUUCAAAGCCAGGAAUGACAGACCCAAAGCCUUCAAACUGCCACAGGAGAGGACUGGAGAUGAUCCAGAACAAAUGGCUCCUAGUAAGAGUGGUUUAACGAUAGAAAAGAGCCAAACGUCACCCACUAAGAAGACACUGUUGCAGAAACCCACCCAGGAUUCUGCAGAACUCACCGAGGUCAAACAGGAAAAGGAGGCUGCCUCACUGGAACUCAGUUUCGCUCCUCUCCUUGCAGGGAGUACGAUGCUCUCUGACUGUCUGGGAUUCUGUUCCGGAGAAGUACAAGAGGGAUUCUGGAAUAUCACUCUUGAUCAGCCACUUUUAUCUGAGCAGCUAAAAGCUGAACUCAAUCCACUAGUCAUCACAGUUUUAUCAGCUUCUUCUCUGCCAUCAUCCCCAGUUCCGUUCCAUGUACUCAAGGCAAAAUGUCAUCCUGUCUACUGUCAGUACAAGUUUUGCAACAUGCCUGUUUACAGAACCAAAGGCCAUGAUCACAACGCUAAUAUCUUCUUCAAGGAUGUGAAUGUGAUUUUUACUGGUCUGCUGAGCCCUGGAAAGCUGCGUGAGUUUCUUAAUGGUCCACCCAUGAAGAUCGAAGUCCAUGAUCGGGAUAGAAAAAAGGAAAAACCCUGCAGUACACCAGCUAUAUUUGGGACUGACCCCAAAGAUGCCAAAGAUGAUUUAUGGGUCACGCGUAAUGCAUCAAAAGCAGAUACUGAACUUCAUGAUCCAUACGGCACCGCAAAACUGGAUCUCUCAGAACUUCUUCGAGGAUGCAAAUAUUUAAAGCUUAAAUUGCCCAUAAGGAAUUCUUCUGAGGUUCCCUCAGAUAUUGCAACACCAGUUGGUCAUUAUCUUGAAGCUGACACCCACCUGAAAGUCCAGGUGGAGAUAGCACAUACUCUUCAUCAUGAAGAUGGCAACAGUGAUAGAGAUUGCCCUUUUGGUCGUGUCAUUUAUGUCUUCAAGUAUAACAAUGCACCUGUCUUAGCUAAACUGACAUCAGAAAUUCUGCAGAUCAAUGCAGACGCCUUCCAACUGAAGCAUUAUCCAGAGGAAACAAUUCAAAGGCUCCUGUCUGGUCAUAAAAUAAGAGCCAAAGACAGCGAGAACAAAAGGCUGAAUGUUCUCACUGGAUUUCAUGUGAUGGAUAAGGCUCUACACCUUUUUGUUCUGGAAGGAUUCAAGGAUCAAGCGGUCAAAAGACUGUGGACUACAGUGCCUAUAAAGUUGGAUGGUGAUGAGGAGGAACAGGUGUCUGCGCUGUAUAACUCAGACUUGAGUUUCUCAGAGCGCCUGUAUGACAUGCUUGACGUGGGUCUGAGUCCCAUUUGCCUUGUAAAGCCAAUUGAGACCAUUUUGAUGGAGCCACUGGUGUUUAUCAGAAAUACAGUUCCUCAUGCCUGUCUUGAAGCCUUGAAAUGUAUAAGCCACAUCUGCAAAGCCAAGAAGCUUCAAGAAGUAGUGCACCACGACCUGUUCCCAUCAGCCGACAUGAUGCUAAGCUUAAGCAAGGAGUUUGGAUCAGAUCUUGGGAGAGGAGAGCUAUGGUUGGUAACAGAGACCCAGCUAUCUCAGGAUAUACCUGAUUGUCAUAACAUCAGAAAGAGAACUCGGACACCUCUUGACAACUUCAACAGAGAAUACUUCCAAAGGAAAUGGAAUGAGGGUAAUAACGUGAAGGACUUUAUCCAGGUAAUUAAUGACUCAUAUGGGAAACAAAGUGGGGAAAUUGAGUGAACUACUAAAUGAAUGCAUUUUUUUUUUUUUUGGCAAAUAUCGAAGACAUCCACAGGGCAAGUAACGCUUUACAAAAAUCAAAGCCUAAUGUGUUUUUGGAUAAUAUUAUUGAAGGUCAGACCAUCAAUUACCACAAUGUUCAAACAACGAAUUCCCCUGCUCUACUCUACAGAGAAUUUCUUAAGGACUCCACUUGCAUUCGCUUCUCUUACCCAGGUUUUAAGAGCAGUAUUGAAUCUAACCAGCACCUGAAUCAGCCAGACGAUGCUCGGAUAGAGGAGCUGAGAAAGCCUUGGAGAGAAAACAUUGUACAUGGAAACAAAUUGAAGCCAACGCUUUCCAGAUUCAGGCUGCCGUGGAUCCACAGACAUCAGGAUUUUGAACUUUACUCCAAGCCCCCAUUAGAUUUUGGAGCAGAACUCCCCCUGAGCAUUCUUUUACCUGGAGAGGCUCUACAUGAGGUACAUGCUCAGUACAACAGGUGGCAGAGGACGAUGUCGCCUGAUGAGACCUCUACAGGAAGUGGAAGAAUUCCUGAAUUCCGAUGUCACAUGAGGAGAGCUGGUCUGGAUAAACUACAAGACAUACUGAAGGACAAGCCCAUGAAAUAUUCUCUGAAGAGACCAGGAAUGGCUUUAAAAGUAAUAAAAAGCGAAGCUAUUUCCUAAAACGAUAUUAUUGCAGAAUAUAAAAAUAUGCAGGAA
Messenger RNA from Carassius auratus (goldfish), 3455 nucleotides. RefSeq names its product cilia and flagella associated protein 92 (putative) (gene cfap92). NCBI's taxonomy places the organism in Eukaryota, Metazoa, Chordata, Actinopteri, Cypriniformes, Cyprinidae. The record is from RefSeq and is a predicted model, not a curated record. The transcript has 12 exons. The coding region runs from base 415 to 2751 and encodes 778 amino acids.